CCCUAGUCUUUCUCUUUAUGAAGAAAAAGAAAAAACAAGAUGUCGGUUAACUACGCGUCAGGGCUGUCGGACUAUCCCAACAAAGGAAAAUGCGGCUUACCAGAGGUUUUUGACUCCGAGUCGGAUUUAGCUUCCAAGGUGUCCCAUCUAGCCGAGAUGAUUCGAGCGGCCAAACGCGUUGUCGUUCACACUGGGGCCGGUGUUAGCACGGCUGCUGGAAUACCCGACUUCAGAGGCCCUAAGGGCGUGUGGACGCUAGAAGAGAAAGGGAUAACCCCUAAGAUAGACGUGUCGUUUGAUAGUGCGGCCCCGACUUUAACUCAUAUGGCCAUCGUGAAGCUCCAAGAAGAGGGACUUGUCCAUUAUGUUAUCAGUCAGAACGUAGACGGAUUGCAUUUGAAAUCCGGAUAUCCAAGGUCAAAGUUGUCAGAACUUCAUGGUAACAUGUUUGUUGAGAAAUGUGAUAAAUGUGAUAAAGAGUACGUCCGGACGACUGCAGUGGCAAGUGUUGGACAGAAGCGCAGCGGACGAGCCUGCACUCAGACCAGACAGCGGGGUUCUUGCAGGGGCAAACUAUGUGAUACCAUACUGGACUGGGAACAUAAUCUGCCAUAUAAUGACUUGGUUAAUGCUGAAAAAAACUCAAGAGAGGCUGAUCUUGCCUUGUGCUUGGGUUCAUCUCUUCAAAUUUUGCCCAGUGGUAACCUUCCAGUGCUAACCAUCAAGAAUGGUGGCAAGCUGGUCAUUGUCAAUCUUCAGAGAACAAAACAUGACAAAAAAGCCGAUCUUAAGAUCAACUACUAUGUUGACGACGUUAUGAAACAGUUGAUGGAAAAUCUUGAACUAGAGAUUCCGCAAUACACCGGGUUUGAUCCUGUGGGUUUAGGUUACUCUGUAUUGGAUACUAAACCAACAAUCUCAGAAUCUGAAUCCGAGGAUGAAGGCGAUGGAAACGACUUAGACAUCAUGGAACCUUGUAACAACCAAAAACAUUUCCCAAAUUUAAAUACUGGUACGGCUGCAAGCUCUGAACUUUUGGUUGGAGAUAAGAGAAGAGAAAGUGACUCUUGCAAAGGACAGAAGUCUUCCGAGGAGAUAAUGAACUCUAAAAAUGGAUAUUUAGAAGACAGCUACUGGGAUAAAGAACCAGUGUCUAAAAGAUUGAAACAAGAGUUCGAUUGGUAACGGUGCAAGUAGUUUACUAAGUUAUAUAACAUUCUUUAUUCUGUACUAACUAGACUUGUACUAGACAUACUGACUGGUUGUCCUGUGGCGGGUUAUCGAAAUUGUGACGUCACAUGAAGCUCCUCUUCACGGUUUAUUUCCGAGUAUAGGAAAACCGGUCAUAAUGCCUUGUACUUAUUUGAUCCUGGAAACGUUCACAGUCAUAUUUAUCGUUCUCUUUUUCUGAAGUUUCCAAUAUUCUUCACUCUUGCAUUCUAGACUUCGCCAUUCAAAUUCAAAAUUGAUUUUGUUCUUUCUGAUUGGUCAGUCGUGUAAGUAUUAAUCAAUGACAGCUCUUAGAAUAGGCUUUGAUGGACGACAGCUGUUCUGUGCAAGUCGAUUAUUGGAAAUCGUUUUUGGUUCCUCUAAACUUCUAGAUUAGUAGCUGUAUCGGGUUGUGGCAGAUUUAUUAAUCAUACAACUGUUAAAUUCUCGAGCAUUCUACUAAAAGCAGUACAAGUAACGUUCAUUCAAUUUACAUCUUGGCAACACACUUGUUUAUUCAUUUUCUGGGUUAUUCUAAGCCUUACUUUAUCCUUUAUUUAUUUAUUUAUUUAUUUAUUUAUUUUUCUUGUGAUUCCACUAUUGUCAAGUUGAGAAAGGCAUUAAAAAGAAAAACAUCGAUAUUAUUAUCUAAUUAUUUAACCCCUCUGAUUUGUCAACAGAGACGUACGUGAACUCGUGCAAAACGUCUCUGAAGAAUUUAGAGCGGAUGGCCUGUUAAAUAGCGCGGAUUCUAAUAUAUAUUCUUUUGUCUCUUAACGGUUGAGGUUUCCGUCGGCCCUUUGGAAGUAAACUGGUGACAACUACAAUUUUUUAUAUAAGAAAUUUUGGGGGAUAUUUUCUAUCGACAUUGUUAACUAUAUAUUUGCACAGAAUUAGGAUUUUUUUUAGGUCCGGCCCACAAACGGUAUUAUAUAACAUUUGUGAGCCUGAGUCACUACAAACCACAAACUAGCUAUCGAAACAGGACGUCACACAAAACCUCCUCCUGAACAAAGAAUGUGCCCAAUAUGCUCGAGGACGAGGAACACUUUAUGAUAAAAUGCCCGGCAUAUAAUGAAUCGAGGGAACAAAGUAUAGGGUUUUUCAAUCCGCAACAAAACAGAAUCUAAAAGCAAUGCCUCCUGCCAUAGCAUUUUUAAGGUGAUUAGUUUGAAACAGGAGAGUGCAACCAAAAAAGAAAUAGCUAAAUUUGUUUGGGAAGCAACAAAAAUAAUGGAAAGUGCUUUGUAAUGAGAAUUAUAUAAUAACAUCGCUACAAAGUACGAUGAUAGAGAAAUUAUUGUAAAUAGGAAUAUAAUUGAAAACCAGUUGUUAAUUAAUAUGAAUGUAUUUGGAGCAACGCCUGUGAAUCGAAGAUUAAAAGGUGCCAAAUAAAAUAAUUGAAUUGAAAUUGA
This is a messenger RNA of Nematostella vectensis (starlet sea anemone), 2624 nucleotides long. Its product is annotated as NAD-dependent protein deacylase sirtuin-6. Gene Ontology annotation, molecular function: NAD+ binding. Lineage: Eukaryota; Metazoa; Cnidaria; Anthozoa; Actiniaria; Edwardsiidae. The record is from RefSeq and is a predicted model, not a curated record. The coding region runs from base 40 to 1185 and encodes 381 amino acids. The transcript is spliced from 6 exons.